Molecule: messenger RNA, 1749 nt
Organism: Phragmites australis (common reed)
Lineage: Eukaryota; Viridiplantae; Streptophyta; Magnoliopsida; Poales; Poaceae
Exons: 10
Coding region: 282-1307 (341 amino acids)
Source: RefSeq, a predicted model, not a curated record
GCGCCCACUCAGCAGAACCGAGGCGAUCGAGGGUGAAGUGGGACGGCCUCUCCCCCAAAACAAUUUCAAACCUCGCGUCGGCCGCCGAGCCCAUUUCAAACCCGAAAAAUCCCCAAACGCACCGAGGGAGCGGCGAGAAGCAGCAGUGGUCCCUUUCCUCUCUUCCCCAUCCCCCCUCCCCAAAGCGGAGAAACCCAAGCUCGCGAGAGAGAGACAAGCCCUGGGAGCCCAAUCCGAUUCGGUUUCGUCCGUCUCCACCUCGGGGAGAUCUAACGGCGGCGAUGCCACUAGGGGAGGGCGCGGCGAUGGCGGGGGAGUUCGCGCUGCCGGACGAGGUCCUGGCGGCGCUGCCGCGGGACCCGUACGAGCAGCUGGAUCUGGCGCGGCGCAUCACGGCGCUAGCCGUGGCGGGGCGGGUGUCCGGGCUGGAGCGGGAGGCGGCGCGGCUGCGGGCGGAGACCGCGGAGAAGGACCGCGAGAACGGGGAGCUGCGGGAGCGGGUGGCGCUGCUCGACACCGCGCUGCAGGAGACCAACACCAGGCUCCGCGCCGUGCUCGAGGACAAUAUUAAGCUCAGCAAGGAGAGGGACUCGCUGACGCAGACGUCCAAGAAGCUGGCGCGCGACUUGCAGAAGCUGGAGUCAUUCAAGAGGCAUCUGAUGCAGUCGCUGCAAGAUGAUGGUUCAUCGCCACAGGAAACAGUUGACAUUACAACAUGUGAUCAGCCGGUAGCAUUGAAAGUAUCGUCAUGUGGAGAUGGUGGAUCUGUCAGCCAUUCCACUACAAAUAUAUUGAGCGGGUCUGUGGAUGUUGGAAGCACAAACCGAGAAGCUGCAAGGUCUGCAAUCCAAAAAUAUGCCCUCUCAUCACACAUCACUCCUCGACUUACUCCGGAAGCCACACCGAAAAUAAUGUCCACUUCUGCUUCUCCAAGGCGCAUGUCUACCACAGCAACACCAAAAUUGAUGUCUGGCGCUACCUCACCAACACGACCUCGAAUUGAAGGGCACAUGUCAAUGACACCAUGGUAUCCAUCAAGCAAGCAAUCCUCUGCAGCUAACUCACCUCCACGAGGACGUCCCAACCCAGGUCGCACUCCUCGUAUUGAUGGAAAGGAGUUUUUUCGUCAGGCCAGGAGCCGUCUAUCAUACGAACAAUUUGGAGCGUUCUUAGCUAACAUCAAAGAGCUCAAUGCCCAUAAGCAGUCCCGGGAGGAAACUCUCAAGAAGGCUGAAGAGAUCUUUGGUCCAGACAACAAAGAUCUUUAUCUCUCUUUCCAAGGACUGCUAAACCGUAGCAUGCCAUAGGCUUCAUGUUGCUCAUUAGUUGAUUACAUGAAGUUACUGCAUUAGUAACUUAUUGCCAUCUAGUUGCGGAGUGCAAUGUCGAGCUGCAAAAUUUUGCCCCAUAAUCUACUUUAGGCCUUGGAAUGGUCAGAUCUCCCUCUGAACAACAGGGCUGUUGUUGGGUUAGUGUUGUACUUCCUGAAAUGGGAGGGCAGUUUGUUGCUCAAAUUAGGUUACAAUCUGUUCAAGGGCCGUCCUUGUAAUAUCGCGAAAUAAACUUAGCACCUGCAAUUGUCUCUUAUCUUAUUCUUAGCUGUCUGGAAACUUUUUGCUCUGUUCUCUUUGAACUGAAAUGUGGACUUCUCUGAAGUUCAUUGCGCAGCUAAUAAAAGUUUGCAGAUAAUUCUUGAAACACCAAAAAUAAAUUAAACACUAGGACAAACAUAGAUAAUAGUUAUUUGCA